Messenger RNA from Blastomyces dermatitidis ER-3, 201 nucleotides. RefSeq lists its product as uncharacterized. The transcript is spliced from 2 exons. The record is from RefSeq and is a predicted model, not a curated record. Bases 1 to 201 code for a protein of 66 amino acids. Lineage: Eukaryota; Fungi; Ascomycota; Eurotiomycetes; Onygenales; Ajellomycetaceae.
AUGCUGUGGGAGCGUCUAAAAUUAAUUCCAUACAGAAUUGAUCACUCAUGGCAGGACAUCUGCACACUCGCUUUGACCAGUAUCUAUUCUCUAUACACCCAGAUAGCAAAGGAUGGUUACAAGAUUGUUGAAUUUGGGCCUGGUAGCUGUGGGAUUGACGGAAGAAUAUUGGAUCCUAUUUUGCCGCGACUCAAACACUGA